Messenger RNA from Botrytis fragariae, 588 nucleotides. RefSeq lists its product as uncharacterized. The transcript is spliced from 2 exons. Gene Ontology annotation, cellular component: membrane. Bases 1 to 588 code for a protein of 195 amino acids. The record is from RefSeq and is a predicted model, not a curated record. NCBI's taxonomy places the organism in Eukaryota, Fungi, Ascomycota, Leotiomycetes, Helotiales, Sclerotiniaceae.
AUGGAUAUGUUUAAAGUAAUCGUUGAUUGCCUCUUGUGUUCGAAUGACUAUCACGAAAAUGCGACAUAUUCUGCCAUAUCUGACAAUAACCGGCUUGUACUCAGUACCAAUGCAGCAGAGAUACGGACUGCCGAACUGCUGCUUUCAGCGUUGCUUACUUCCGAGAAGUUAGGUAAAGACCUUGAGACUCGUCUUAAAGAUAUCGUCAAGGACAGCGGGUUAGUACAUACCAACGGUCUCUGGUACGAAGGACUUGCGAGGAUCCUGCUCAGACGAUUUGAAUCUUUAAUCGAGGAGGGGCAAGGUGCAAAUCUCACUGGUGCCGUCAAGGAGGCAUUCGACAAAGCCAGGGUUACCGUCGACGACUUUGUUGACAACCAUCCUAUUCUCACAUCUGUUAUCAUUACACUCCUUGUGCUUGGUCUUCUUAUGUAUGCUGCACCUUGGGCGGUUCAUGCACUUGGGUUUACUUUAGAUGGAACUCUUGAAGGCUCUUUUGCCGCUGGAUGGCAAUCUGCAAUUGGUAAUGUCGAGGCGGGGAGCUGGUUCGCUUUUUGGCAAAGACUGGGUAUGACAUGGGGGAAAUAA